Molecule: messenger RNA, 1799 nt
Organism: Lonchura striata (white-rumped munia)
Lineage: Eukaryota; Metazoa; Chordata; Aves; Passeriformes; Estrildidae
Source: RefSeq, a predicted model, not a curated record
CUCAGCAAGUGGCAAUUUCCAAAUGCCAAAUGCUGUGUGUGCAGCCUGUGCCACGAGCUAAGGGAGCACAGGAGCUUCUUGGUUGCUGCUGUGAUGCCAGGCAGGUCCAGCGCCGAGCCUUAGCUGCUGUACCCGGCACAGCGGAAUGUGGAUUUCGACUCGGCUCUAUUAUCUGAAGAAGAAUUCACAAGCGGCCUUAUCAGAAGGAGGAGCAUUCAAAUUGCCUGUGCUGCUAACCCUACAGUCUCUGCAGACUGGAAAUUUUGCUGUUUCAUUGUCAUCAGUGAGCAAUUGUGGUGCUGUGCUUUAGCACUUUUUCCACUGGAAAAUGGAAAUUAAGAGAGAUAUGGCAAAGUUGUUGUGGCUGCUGAUGUUCUUUUCUGAUAUUGUGCCAUUCAGCUGUGGGAAAGCAAUGAGAGAACGAGCUCUUGAGCUGAUGCAAGAUGCACGUUUGAUCGAUGGCCACAAUGACUUUGUACUGCAGCUGAGAAUACUUUACCAAAAUAGACUCAGUAGAGUCAACUUGAGGGAACUCAACAUGACCCACACAAACCUUGUGAAACUUCAGGCUGGUUAUGUGGGAGCUCAGUUUUGGUCAGUGUAUGUUCUUUGCAGCGCUCAGAACAAGGAUGCUGUGCGCCUGACCUUAGAGCAAAUCGAUGUUGUCAAGAGGAUGUGUAACAGCUAUGAAGAGCUGGAACUUGUGGUGACUUCCCAAGGUAUCUCUGAGAGCAGAAGGAUUGCAUGUUUGAUUGGAAUAGAGGGUGGCCACUCCAUUGACAGCAGUUUGGCAACGCUGAGGAUGUACUAUGACUUGGGUGUUCGCUACAUGACUCUAACACACUCCUGCAACACUCCUUGGUCUGAAUCAUCAUCUAAAGGAAUACACAACUUUUAUCCUAAUGUUAUUGGUCUGACUGCAUUUGGCCAAGAAGUGGUAAAGGAGAUGAAUCGCCUGGGUAUGCUGAUAGAUUUAUCUCAUACUUCAUACUCCACUGUAAAGGCUGCACUCAGUAUUUCAAAAGCACCAGUAAUUUUCAGCCACUCAGCAGCAUUUUCUGUUUGUAAUCACUCAAGAAAUGUUCCUGAUGAUAUCCUCCAGCAACUGAAAAAGAACAAGGGAAUUAUCAUGGUGACUUUCAAUGCAGAUGUACUGGCCUGUGGCAGAAAAGUCGUUACUAUUUCUACCCUUGCAGAUCAUUUUGACCAUAUAAAGGAAAUUGCAGGCUCAGAAUCAAUAGGAAUUGGUGGUGACUAUGAUGGAGUGGAACGCUUUCCCAAGGGAUUGGAAGAUGUCUCUAAAUACCCUUCUUUGAUAGAGGAACUUCUUAGAAGAGGAUGGAAUGAAACUGAACUGAAAGGAGUCUUAAGGGAGAACUUUCUCCGUGUCUUCAGGGAAGUAGAAAAUGUGCGGGACACUUUUGGAGUAAUGGACGUAGGUGAAAGUGAAAUUCUGCAAGAAGCACAAAAUUCCUGUCGCCUAGACCUACGUAAGCCUCAGCCACUGCCAUCCAGGUCCUUUGGGUAUUCUUCUGUGGCACAACCUUUUAGUCUGACAAUUGUAUCAUGCUUAAUGCUGUAUUAUGUAUCAUAAAAUCUAUGGAAUCUAGAGAAUACUCUGCAAUGCAACUACUUAUCUUUCUGUGGUUUGUUAAUGGAAAACUAUAAUAAAUUUUAAACAUAAUUUCUAUAAAUUCAUCUGCGUACUUGAAAAAUCAUGUAAAUUAUAAAUGAUGUAGCAGAAGUGUUUAGAAUUUCAAGUGAUAAAUUCUGUAUCACCUUGGCUGGACCAGGACCAA